Laccaria bicolor S238N-H82 is the source of this 585-nucleotide messenger RNA. RefSeq lists its product as uncharacterized. The record is from RefSeq and is a predicted model, not a curated record. Lineage: Eukaryota; Fungi; Basidiomycota; Agaricomycetes; Agaricales; Hydnangiaceae. The coding region runs from base 1 to 585 and encodes 194 amino acids. The transcript is spliced from 4 exons.
AUGUAUGGGACAACUACAAACCCCUUUGCAAGAACAUCGUGUCACUGUCGUAGCCUCAAUAUUGGUGAUACCAACCACCUCACACCCUCGUUGCAUCACGGCCAAAGGCCCAAAGAUGCCCACUGUAACCUGAGUAUAGCGGCAGGACUUGUGCACAGGCAUGCAAGAAGUGUGAUGAAAAUCACGUUACCCAACACAACCAAACAGAUUUUUGAAAAAUCCGUUGUGCAAAGCAUUAUGCAAAUGACUGUAAAUCAAGGGGGUGCCGGCCUGGGAAUCCCGUACCAGGACCCGGUUAUAUGUCUAACAUUGGUUUCACACAUUCUAUGUAUCACACCUUUGAGACAGAGCCACCUGCCCUUGAUGCGGAGGGCUUUGCCAUCUGUGGUAGCUGUGUAUCCUCAUCAAAUCCUCAUAUGCAAACAAGGUGUGCGAGACACACUGGUUCCAUCUAAAAUGUGUGGAACAUGUGCAAGCACCCCGGAAUUUUGCCUCCAUGACUUGUACAAGACACAGGGGAAUCACUCACAAAUGAUGUCAUAUUACUAUAUAUGGUGUUGCACAAUCCUCGGCCCAAUAUCUUGA